AUGGACUCCCAUGCUUGGUUCCACUGGUUCGUGGUCUAUUUUCUCUACCGCUACGUCCGCCUGAUAGUGAACUUAUGGUCAUUCUGGACUUUCAAGCCAAUUCCGAUUCCAGAGAAUCCGAGUCUUUCGCCCUCCGAUGUCACGGUUAUCUUGCCUACACUGGACGGAGAAGGGGAUGAGUUGGAGCAGACCAUUUCUUCGAUUCUGGAGAACAAGCCCAAGGAAUUGAUACUGGUCACCAUCGACGAGAACUUGCACAAAGCAGAGAGGACCAUGGCGAAAAUGCCCGCAGCCAAAUACGACCGUAUCCGGUGUAUGUCCGUCAAGCAGGCCAACAAGAGACGUCAGAUGGCCCGGGCCAUCCCCGAAGUCCACACGCAGAUCAUUGUCUUCGCUGACGACGACGUCACUUGGCCAGCUGAGACCUUGCAGUGGAUGCUGGCCCCCUUUGAGGACAAAAGAUAUGGAGGAGUGGUGACAUCCCAGAGGCUCAGACGUGCCGAGAAUCCUUCAUUCUCUCAACGGAUCUAUGGAUUUUUGGGUGCGCUGUAUCUGGAACGUCGAAACUUCGAUUGUGCAGCUACUGCUCACUUGGAUGGCGGCAUGCCAUGCCUGUCUGGACGCACUUGCGCCUACCGCACAAGCAUUCUGCAAGAUGUCAACUUCACCAACGGCUUCACGAACGAGACAUGGUGGUUCGGCCAGUACCAACUCAACGCCGACGACGACAAUUUUCUGACUCGCUGGAUGGUUUCCCACGGCCACGAGACCUACAUGCAGUACCAUCCCAAUUGUGAGGUGCUAACCACGCUGGAAAACAAUCCCAAAUUCCUCAAGCAAUGCCUCCGCUGGGCACGCAGCAAUUGGCGGAGCAACAUUACCAGCAUCUUCACUGAGCGUCACAUUUGGAGGCGGCAACUCUACAGCACUUAUGCGGUGCAACUGACAACCCUGAUGCCUCCUGCAUUCGUCAGCGACCCCCUGUUAUGGUUCCUACUGGUAUGCGGCACCAGCGAUUGGCCUCGUGAGCACGCGCAUCUGGCCUUCUAUGUUUUCGCCGGAUGGAUGGCCUUUUCCAAGUUCGUCAAGCUCAUCACCCACUUUGUCCGCUAUCCAGUCGAUCUCCUUCUAUGGCCAGUUUCCGUGCUCUUUGGUUGGUUCCACGGUAUCAUCAAGCUCUACGCAUCAUGGACCCUGAACGAGACAACCUGGGGCAGUCGAGCCAAUGCCGAUUCCAGCGACUCUGAAAGAAUGAUCCGGCAACAGAAGCCCCGUCACUACUCUGCCUCGCUUGGUGAAAAGCUUCAUAGCAAACUCCUUCCUUACGACGACAUGAAACCCCACGCCGCCUACGACCUCAAAUGUUCUCAGCCUCCCUUAGCCUAA
This is a messenger RNA of Capronia coronata CBS 617.96, 1386 nucleotides long. RefSeq lists its product as uncharacterized. The coding region runs from base 1 to 1386 and encodes 461 amino acids. The record is from RefSeq and is a predicted model, not a curated record. The transcript has 4 exons. NCBI's taxonomy places the organism in Eukaryota, Fungi, Ascomycota, Eurotiomycetes, Chaetothyriales, Herpotrichiellaceae.